AUGCAUCCGGCCUGGAGGUCUGCGGCACACCUGAUUACCUUUAUCCGGACAGUAGAGCCAUCUAUUGCAGGGAAGGCUGCUGCCAUCGAGGAGCUCACUCGGGUUCAAAUGCCGGUCCUAUACUCGCUGGAGCCGAUCUCUCGAGUAUCCUACCUUAAUCUGGCAACCCCAAGCGAGAAGCAUUUCCAAAAGGUUUACUGGGGAGACCACUACGCUCGACUUGCUGGGAUCAAGCGGAAGGUAGAUAAGGAUGGCUUGUUUAUUGCCAAAUAUGGAGUUGGGAGCGAGGACUGGGAUGAGGAAGGCACAUACAAAGUCCUCCUCCUCCUGGAAGCUCUCGAAGCCCAGCAAAAGCCCGUCCGCUACUACGCCCUGGAUCUGAGUGCAACUGAGCUCGCUACUGCGCUAGCCAGCCUCCCCACCGCGAGGUUCCGCUACGUGCACUGUGCCGCCCUUCACGGCACAUUCGAUGAUGGGCUGCGCUGGCUCUGCGAGACGCCGAACAUCCGUGAUCAGGUGCACCACCUACUGCUGCUUGGCUUGACGCUGGGCAACUACUCUCGGGCGAAUGCGGCAGCCUUCCUGCGGCAACUCACCAACCAAGCCCUUUCCACCCGCCAGGCCGAGAGCUCCAUCCUGGUGACGCUGGACGAUUGUAAGGUCCCUACCCGGGUGCUGCGGGCCUACACAAGCGAGGGAGUGGUGCCCUUUGCCCUAGCCUCGCUGGACUACGCGAAUCGGUUAUUGGUUGGCCAGGGGGAAGGCGAAGAGAAGGGUGCAACGCAGUGGAAUUAUGUCCUUGGGCGCCAUGAGGCGUCUUUGAUCCCCCAGGCAGGCGACGUGUCUCUAGGGCCGCCCUUGGGGGGCAUCACGGUCCGGCGGGAGGAGAAGGUACGUUUUGGAUGUAGUUACAGGUACGAUCGGGAGGAGCUGGAGACGUUGUGGGAAGGGGCGGGGGUCGACACGGUCAAUGCAUGGUCCAGCCCGGGCUGCGAGGUACACUUUUACCAAUUGAAGAUGAGGAACCCGGGCGGGUUGUAG
Penicillium expansum is the source of this 1041-nucleotide messenger RNA. RefSeq names its product 4-dimethylallyltryptophan methyltransferase easF (gene fgaMT). Gene Ontology annotation, molecular function: oxidoreductase activity; flavin adenine dinucleotide binding. Lineage: Eukaryota; Fungi; Ascomycota; Eurotiomycetes; Eurotiales; Aspergillaceae. The transcript has 3 exons. The coding region runs from base 1 to 1041 and encodes 346 amino acids. The record is from RefSeq and is a predicted model, not a curated record.